Messenger RNA from Oreochromis aureus, 1507 nucleotides. Its product is annotated as putative protein TPRXL. Lineage: Eukaryota; Metazoa; Chordata; Actinopteri; Cichliformes; Cichlidae. The record is from RefSeq and is a predicted model, not a curated record. The transcript is spliced from 7 exons. Bases 320 to 844 code for a protein of 174 amino acids.
CCUUCUUAAAGAUGGGAACCACCACCCCGGUCUGCUAGUCCAGAGCUACCACCCCUCAACACCAAGCAACAUUGUAGAGGCGUGUCAUCCAAGACAGCCCCAUAACAUCCAGAGCCUUCAGAAACUCAGGGAGGGAGGGAGCAGAGCAGACUUUGCCCUGCCUGCCGGAAACUGUCACUCAGUCGCCACACCACCAACGACACUGCGAACAGCUGAGGAACUUCACACCAGCCAGUCCAGCUCAGAGGUCAGUCAUGUGACUGAAGGCCUCGCCUGUGACAUCACAGCAGGGCCAGUGUUUAUAUAUGAGGUGUUCAUCAUGAAUUCUUCAGCACCACCUCCUCCAUCAUCAUCAUCAUCAUCACCGGCAUCAACAUCUACCUCAAUCAGAGCUGGGAAACAAACCCAGCUGAACUCCUCUUCAUCUUCUCACCCUACUCCUCCUUUUACUCUGUCUCUCGGAAGUCCUGAGCUGCAAGCAGAGUUUCUAAAAGAGUGUCGGAACAAGUUUAAGACUCACAGCGACGACGGUGAAUCCAGCGGGGUUUCCUCCACCACCUCCCCUGUGGCCUCCCCCUUCAGCCUCACUCCUUCCUCCUCCCCCUCCAGUUCAUCAUCCACCUCACCAUCCCCUGGCUUCAAGGACAGACAAGCUCGUCUGUCACUGUCACUGUCCAGCCCCGAGCUUCUUUCUGAACUGAAGGAAUCCAAAAACCGCUCCCUCCGACACGUCCCCGCGCAAAAGGGAAUGACCACCGUUUUCUCAGGGCGAGGAAGAGGAUCAAGACAGGCUGCUGACUCCACUACACCCACCAAACCAGCCAAUCCGAGGGUUUCUCGCUGACUUCAUGAGCAACGUGUCAACCAGACUAUGAACUCUAAUUCUCCGUAUUAAUUAUUUAAAUACAGUGUCACAAGCUAAAUGUUAUGAAUGCUGAAAGUGUAAAAACUCAUCACCCUCGCCAGUUCCUGAACCAUGUAGAAGACCCUGAAAUAAAGUACAGAACAAGGCUCUGCAGAUUUAUAUUUGUUCACCAAUUAAAAAUGUUCAGUUCAUUUUUAGAGAAAGAAAAAAUCAUUAAUUUAACCAAACAUCUGGUUAUGCAGGUUGGAGUGUGGACUUCAAUCCAUGACUUUGUUGUUGCUGGGUUAUCUUGUCUUACCACUUAGAGUUCUGAAUACUAAAGCUCAAAGCUAUAAGGAGUAAAAGCUGAUAUCCAAGAGGUAAAUGUUGAAUCAUGUAAUAGUAAUUAAGGAACUUGCGUAGCUAUUGCUGUGGAUAUAGCUCAGUGGGGAGUGUCUAAAGAGCAGUUCUUGAACUUUUUCUCUCUUGACCACUGUUUUUUCCCCAAUACUGAUUGGUAGAUUAGGAUGCCACUUUGUCACAUAUCUUUAAAAGUUGUAUUAUUCAUAUUAGACGUCAGGGUUUAAAACACUGGAGUAAAUGUACUGUAUGCAAUCCUUUCAAUCAAAAUGUUCAGUCUUCAAUUAAAAUGUCCAUUUCAAA